Penicillium concentricum is the source of this 180-nucleotide messenger RNA. RefSeq lists its product as uncharacterized. The coding region runs from base 1 to 180 and encodes 59 amino acids. The record is from RefSeq and is a predicted model, not a curated record. The transcript has 2 exons. Lineage: Eukaryota; Fungi; Ascomycota; Eurotiomycetes; Eurotiales; Aspergillaceae.
AUGAACGACGCGUCGAAGGCGAAAUUCAUUGAAUGGUGGCGUACAACCCUUCGAGCAAGUGGCACACCAUACUACAGGCGAACCUCUAGUUAUGUGCCGGUCUUGCGGAGUGUCACUUCCGCAUCCACAUUCAAAACAGAGCGGUACCAACACAAUGAAGCGCCAUUUAAGCACGGGUAA